Molecule: messenger RNA, 1386 nt
Organism: Exophiala bonariae
Lineage: Eukaryota; Fungi; Ascomycota; Eurotiomycetes; Chaetothyriales; Herpotrichiellaceae
Exons: 2
Coding region: 1-1386 (461 amino acids)
Molecular function (GO): O-methyltransferase activity
Source: RefSeq, a predicted model, not a curated record
AUGGCUUUCGUUUCUCCACUCGGCAACUAUGAGACGCUGGCGGCCACAUGCCUCAUCGAUGCAGGCGUGUUGAGUGCUCGCAUCAAAGCAGUAGAAGCUGCGAAGACAGCAUCGAUUGAAAGCAGCGGACCGCAGACAACUCAGGAAGUCAAAAAGCUACAGCUUCAGCUUUUUGAGUCAGCACAAGCAUUGCUGCAAGCAGUGACUCCACCAGAGUAUACGUUGACACAAGGACUCUCCGCAAGCAUCAUGGAUCUGACCGCGUUUCGAUACAUCAGUCGAUGGGAGGUCGCCAAAGGGGUUCCUGCUGAAGGUUCGGUGACAUACAAGGACCUCGCGACCAGGCUCAAGGUCGACGAGUCACAAAUGAAGAGAAUCCUUCGUUAUGCCAUGACGAGGCAAGUGUUCAUCGAGACACCAACAGGCGAGGUUGCACACACCCAAGCCUCUCUUCUCUUGCUGCAAGGCGGCAUCAGCACACUGAACAGGUACUCGACAAAUCGAGGAUUUCCCAUUGCAAGUUCGUUCAACGAGGCCCUCGAGAAAUGGGGCCACGGUUCACAGGAACCCAAUGAAACAGCAUUCAACAUCUUCAAAGGCACCGAUCUGGCAAUGUUCGACUACUAUGAGAAGAACCCCAGCUAUGCCACGGACUUUCACCAGGUCAUGAGCUUCUUUACCAAGACCGCGCCAUUGUCGCAUGACCAUAUCAAAAAAGCAUUCGACUGGUCAUCACUCUCAUUCUCGACCGUCGUCGAUGUGGGUGGCAGUCUCGGCCACUGUAGCUUGGCCAUACUGGAGACGAACCCAACAGUCACAUGUAUCGUCCAGGAUCUACCACAGAUCAUCACCAAAGCAACCGACCCAUCGACAUCCAUCGUCCCAGAACACCUCAGCAAACGCAUCUCAUUCCAGACACACAGCUUCUGGGACCCGCAGCCCGUAUCUGCCGAUGUGUAUUUCAUGCGCAUGAUCUUCCACGACUGGCCGUUGAAAUACUCGAAAAAGAUCCUCCACGCUCUCCUGCAGGGUAUGAAACCUGGCGCUCGUCUCCUCAUCAUGGACUAUGUCACUCUCCCCUACGGAAAGCUCAGUCUCGCAGAUGAGCGUCGCAUGCGCAUCAGAGACUUGCAGAUGGCCGUGAUGCACAAUGCAUUGGAGCGGGAUGAGGGCGAGUGGAGACAGCUCUUUGCAGAGACCGAUUCCCGCCUUCGAUUGGUUGAAAUUCGCACACCGCCUGGCAGCGCUUUGUCCUUGAUUGAGGUUGUUCUUGAUGCUGCAAUUGAAACGAAGACGGAGGUUGAGAGUGUUGUGCCUGAAAGCGUUCAGGAGAAACCUCAGCCAAUUGGAAUUGUGUCCCAAUACAUGGUGCCACAAGCAGCAUAG